CCCGCCCUCCCGCCAACAUGGCCGCCGCCAGCGCCGCCGCCGCCCCGGGACCCGUGUAAGAUCGGAAUUAUCGGUGGAACUGGCCUGGAUGAUCCGGAUAUCUUAGAAGGAAGAACAGAAAAAUAUGUUGACACUCCUUAUGGCAAGCCAUCAGAUGCUUUGAUUUUGGGAAAGAUCAAAAAUGUGGACUGUGUGCUCUUAGCAAGACAUGGAAGGCAUCAUACAGUUAUGCCAUCGAACGUCAACUACCGUGCCAAUAUCUGGGCUUUGAAAGAAGAAAAUUGUUCCCACGUAUUAGUGACUACUGCCUGUGGUUCCUUACGAGAGGAAAUACAACCUGGUGAUCUUGUCAUAAUUGACCAGUUCAUAGACAGGACAACUAAAAGACAUUGUACUUUAUAUGAUGGGCAACAUUCCAGUCUUCCAGGAGUAUGUCACAUUCCGAUGGCAGAGCCAUUCUGCACCAAAACCAGAGAGGUUCUUAUUGAGACUGCCAAGAAGCUGGGGCUCCAGUGUCAUUCCAAGGGGACAGUGGUCACAAUCGAAGGCCCACGUUUCAGUUCUCGAGCAGAAAGCUGUAUGUUUCGCAGCUGGGGAGCUGAUGUUAUCAACAUGACCACAGUGCCUGAAGUGAUUCUUGCGAAGGAAGCUGGAAUGAGUUAUGCUAGUAUUGCCAUGGCAACAGAUUAUGACUGCUGGAAGGAACACGAAGAAGCAGUUUCAGUGGAUAAAGUUUUAAAGACACUGAAAGGAAAUGCAAAUAAGGCUACUAGCAUACUCCUUACUGCUAUACCUCAGAUAGGUUCGAUGGAAUGGACCAACACCCUGCACACCCUGAAAACAACAGUGCAGUGUUCAGUCAUCCUGCCAAAGCAGUAACAACCUGGAUGAAUCUUGGAGUGCUUACAAGGAAGAAUGGAUCACUUGUGAACUUCCAGAGGUUAUAAUAUCUCCAAAAAUUGUUACGAGCAUAAAAGAACGGACUAGAUGUUAACCAGUGAUAAUAUGUAAGGCCACUGUUAAAAUCUUUAUCAGUUUGAUAAUGUAUAAGAUGGUUAAAAUUAGCUAUUGAGUAUGUUUUCAACUCUUGUAACAAACGUGGAUAGAGCCUUCCUAAAUCUUCGUUCGCGAAGCCUAGCCAUGAUGAUGUUUUCAACUAGAAAUAGCUUUACUGUCAAGCUGGAUCAGACAGUGGCUGAAGAACAAAAGUCAGUAUGCUCUAUUCAGUGGUACCUUUUAAUUGAUGGUAGAAAUUAAAGUCUAGGUAAUACUCUUGUUGCAGUUUCAUAAAAUAAGGUAAAAAAAUAAAGCAGAUUCACAGAUAGGCUAUUUGUGUUGCUGUUUCUACCUCCCAUCUUUUCCUUAAAUACAGCAAGUGAUUAUAAUUCACUUCUGAAACGUAGCAGAAAAACUGAGCAAACCAUAUCAAAUAAAAAUUAUGCUAUUUUUAUACAUUAUCCUUAUUUUUAAUUCUGUUUAUUUCUUUUUAAAGAAGUGUAUUUGUUUGUGUGCUAGAAGAUAUGAUUUAAUAAUUGUGGUGGUUCUGUCACAGCAGCAGUUGUGUAAUUAAUUAAUGUUCUCGUUGAAAAAAUUGAGGUGAUGCCUAAGCCAGAUUUGUGCCUAAAGAUGUACUUAUGUGACUUACAGAACUGUACAUAAAAGUACUUUGGUGCCAGUGUCCCAGUAUGCUGGCCAUUUUCUGCUUCACUGAACAACUCCAAAUUUAGUUUCUGUAUUAAGUGAUUAAUGUGCUCCAGUGCUUUGAAUGUAUGCAUUUCAAAUUUUUAAAUAUAAUUUUACUUUAAUAAAAUAACCUGCUGCUUCUUGUCUAGUAAAUAAAUUAAAUGGUUGUCCAAGCUGUGUGCAAA
Molecule: messenger RNA, 1868 nt
Organism: Manacus vitellinus (golden-collared manakin)
Lineage: Eukaryota; Metazoa; Chordata; Aves; Passeriformes; Pipridae
Gene: MTAP
Product: methylthioadenosine phosphorylase
Exons: 8
Biological process (GO): nucleoside metabolic process
Cellular component (GO): cytosol
Molecular function (GO): S-methyl-5-thioadenosine phosphorylase activity
Source: RefSeq, a predicted model, not a curated record